ACCAGCCGGGAGCGGAAGGCGGUGUUUCGCAGCUCACGGCUCCUGCAGCUGGUCAUUGCAAUCUCUUGGGACUUUGGUCCGUCUUACCCGCCUAACGCCUGGCAGGGGCUGUCCGGCGAUGCAACUCGGCCGCUUUCCACGAGGAACUUAGCCCGUCACACUUGCCGCCCGGAUGGAACCGCCGGAAUGCUCUAAAGUCUCCAGUGAAUAUUGAAUUGCUGAGAAAUUUGGGAAAAGACAAGCUGAAGUUUCCAUUCCAUGGAUCCCUUGGGUGCACCUUCCCAGUUUGUGGAUGUGGAUACACUGCCAAGCUGGGGGAACUCUUGUGAAGAUCAAUUAAAUGCUUCUGAGAUUGCAGCUGAAACAUACCAGGAAGAGACUAUUAGAUCACCUUUUCUUUAUAAUAAGGAUAUCAAUGGAAAAGUGGUUCUUUGGAAAGGAGAUGUGGCUUUACUGAACUGUACGGCUAUUGUGAAUACCAGCAAUGAAAGUCUUACGGAUAAGAAUCCUGUGUCAGAAAGUAUCUUCAUGCUUGCAGGGCCUGAUUUGAAGGAGGACCUCCAGAAACUUAGAGGUUGCCGGACCGGUGAAGCAAAAUUGACCAAAGGGUUUAAUCUAGCUGCCCGGUUCAUCAUUCAUACGGUGGGACCUCAAUACAAGAGCCGCUACCGCACCGCCGCUGAGAGCUCCCUGUACAGCUGCUACAGAAACGUUCUCCAGCUGGCGAAAGAGCAGUCCAUGUCCUCUGUUGGAUUCUGUGUCAUCAACUCUGCAAAACGAGGUUACCCUUUAGAGGAUGCAACACACAUAGCACUUCGCACUGUAAGGAGAUUCCUCGAAAUUCAUGGAGAGACUCUUGAAAAAGUAGUGUUUGCUGUCUCUGAACUAGAAGAGGUAUUUCGCUUAAGUGAAAAACCUGGCGCCCCGGAGGAUAACCAGGAAGAAGAGGACGAAGGCUUGGGAGUUGAUCUCUCUUUCAUUGGCUCUCAUGCUUUUGCCCGAAUGGAAGGAGAUAUUGACAAGCAAAGAAGACUGAUCCUUCAAGGGCAGUUAUCAGAGGCAGCUCUGCAGAAGCAGCAUCAGAGAAAUUAUAAUCGCUGGUUGUGUCAAGCAAGAUCUGAGGAUCUAUCUGAUAUUGCUUCUCUAAAAGCCUUAUACCAAACAGGUGUGGAUAACUGUGGUCGCACGGUGAUGGUGGUAGUUGGAAGAAACAUUCCUGUAACAUUGAUAGAUAUGGACAAGGCUCUCUUAUAUUUUAUCCAUGUAAUGGACCACAUUGCUGUGAAGGAAUAUGUAUUAGUGUAUUUUCACACACUGACCAGCGAAUACAAUCACCUGGACUCAGACUUCCUGAAGAAACUCUAUGAUGUCGUUGAUGUCAAGUACAAGAGGAAUUUGAAGGCUGUUUAUUUUGUUCAUCCAACAUUUCGUUCAAAGGUAUCAACAUGGUUUUUUACCACCUUUUCUGUCUCAGGACUGAAGGACAAAAUCCACCAUGUGGACAGCCUCCACCAGCUGUUUUCUGCCAUCUCUCCAGAACAGAUUGACUUUCCUCCUUUCGUCCUUGAAUAUGAUGCCAGGGAAAAUGGGCCUUACUAUACAUCUUAUCUUCCAUCACCAGAUUUGUGACCUGCUGUCGUUCAGCGCUCCUGGUUUCUAAAGACUCCACUUUCUCCGCAGAUCCACUCCCUGUUGAAGCAAUGCUCCUUUUUGCUGUACAGCUCCAGAGAGCCUUUUGUCCCCCGCCUCUCUGGUAUUUUUUUAUUGACUGUAUAUUUUCUGGCACAUAGGCAAUCUGAAAAUGGUAGGCCAUUCUGAACUGUACACUUAUUUUAAAUUUGUAUAUUUGUAUCAAAUGAAAAUGUUCACUUUUAGAGGAUUGUUAAUAGCAAUUGGGGAGCAACUUCUGAGUAUCUUCAGUUUCCUGGAAGGACACUGGGUUCUCCAUUAGACAAGCUGCAAUAUCAUUCACAUCAUCCCUCUCACGUUGCACGCCUUCUGUGUGUAUGCAAGUGUUUCUCCAAAUAUAUAGAACCAGUGUAUGCUGACCGGAUGCAUUGUUUGCUUCACAUCUUGGCAUUAACGUUUUGUAACAGAUAAUUUGGUGAGGAUAAAAGAGAAUCAUCUGGGAUCAAGGAUGUAGAAAAAAAUGUAUCUGAUCAAAAAUGUCAGAAAUCGUUAGCAAGAUACAGGUCUUAGAAUUUUACUGCACCAGUGAAGACAAAGACUUAAGGACUAAAGUUCCUGAGUUUGUAUGAUUUAAGAUUGUCCCUGUUAUGGUCUCAACAGUGGAGGAAAAACAAGAAGACUUCCUUCAGCCUUUUUCCCUCCGUCAGAGGUGGUUUGGUCUGCAUGUUCAAUAGUACAGCACAUAUUAGUAAUCCUAGUAGAGGGUGUCUCCCGAGACGCCAUCAGUGAGCUUUAGAGAGAGCGCGGCUUUCCCAGACUUGUGAAUGAUUUUAUUCGGCUCUUAGGUCUACUUCCUCUGAGGACAUUUCCUAGUAGUGUGUCUCGAGUUGCCUACGUCGAUACGAAGGAAGUGUGUUGACAUGAACCAAACGCCAGACCACUUUUGCAACUCAGGCUCUAUUUGUGCCUUAGCUUGACUAAAAGUUAGUAUGAUGCUAGCUACCUCACAGAGGUAUCAUGAGGACAGCAUUCAGAAAGCGCUUUUGAUGUCUUUGGAUGAAAAAUGCUGUGCAGUGGGGUGUCUUCAGUUAGUUUUUCAAUGAGAAUAAAUAUCCUUGAGGGAGUGCUACAGGACACUCCGCUUGUUCUUGGCACAUUUUGAGUGACUUCCCUUUUCUUGGAACAAGAGCUGUUAGUGCAAAUUCCCAACCCUUAGGAUCCCUUCCCAUUUUGUUCAAGUGUCUUCUGGCCUACUCCUCCUCCAGCGCUACACUUUAGCGAGAGGCAUGUGUUAGCCAUUUUAAAUGUUACUUCUUGAAUGAAGGUCACACCAACAUCAUUUCCAUCUGGGUUUCUUCAUACUCCUUUUAAUUCCUGCAUUCACCACUCCCCCUCAUCUCCCUCACCCCAUCAUGUACACUGGCAGUUCGGAGAAGAAAAAUUAGAAUUCUAAUGUGCUCAGGAUUGAUGCUUCCAAGGGUCCCACUCCCUUAGGUCCAAAUUAGUUCUUCAGUGGAGAUAAAAAGAAACAUCGUUUUUCAUUUAUGAUAGAAAAAUGCCCCUGUAGUUGUGUUAACCCCAUCCUCUGUUUUCCUGCAUAAACAGGAAGGGCCUUUGCAUUUCUCAGAAAACCAGUCUUGUCUUUUGCAUGUAAUGGACACAUCUGCUUUGUGCCAGUAAUCAAAACCACUUGUUCCUUCCAUGUGCUUGUUUGUUAGGGACUUCCUUUUAUGCUCCCUAGGUCAUCAGGGCUAGACAGCCAGUCAAAUGUCUGGUAUUAAGCUUUGUCUCAAACAGUACUACUUCAAUCCUUUGAGCCUUGACUUUUAAAAAUCUGAAAAAUUAGCUUCAUCUUCUCCAGUCAAUUCUUAGAUCAUAUUUGAGGUGGCAUUUCACUAGGACCAGUUGUAAAAAUACACCUACUUUUCUCUGUUAUAGCUGGACUUGGCUACCUCAUGUUGGCAUCUGGCCUGAAUCAUUUCCUUAGAGGGUUCAAGCUACUUUGCUGUUUGGAAAGAACCAAAUUUUAUAGUUUCUUAUAGGCAGUAAUUUAUAAAAGAUGUCCCUUUGCAAUAUUCACAGCAAUAUAUUAAUGAUUAAUAACAAGCAGGAAUGUUCAAUCGAUGUCCUAGAGUGUAAAGGUGGUAUGGGGCUAUAUACAUAUCAACUGCAUUUAAUAAUUUAAUGAUGACUAAAGAUAAGGUUGCUCUUCUCAGUGAAACUGAAUUUGGUAUUGGACCAAGUUCAUGCUUUUAUAUAGCUGUCUGAAAUGUUAUAUAAUGAAGUUCUUUUAAUGUACUAAACCCUAAGAGGGGAGCAUAGUGACCUUGAUGUUGAAAUGAUAAUGUAACGUUCAAGGUAUAUCUGCCUAGAUGACACAUACCACUUUCAAGGAUACACACAUUAGAGAAUAAAUGGGUGAUGACCCCUAGCAUCUGAUAUUAAUUCAAAGCAUCCUCAAGUCCUUAAUUUAAUUAAAUUUCUGUCAUGCCAAAUGCUAGUUGAAUUGCGGGAGAAACUACUUAUAGGCUGUUAACUUAAAUUAGUUCAUGGAAGACAUAAUAUGAUUUUUAAAUUAAGUAUGUUUCUUGCUUCAGUAUAUAUUUGGGUUCCUAACUCAUCUAUAUUCAUCCUUAACUCAUCUAUUUUGCAAUUUCUUGAUGGCGAAAAGACCUUCUGAGAAAAGCUCAGUAUUUAUUAGACUCAAGGUUUAGAGACAAGGUGGUUCAUAUCUUAAAGAUUUUUUUUCUUUAUUUAAUAUAUAUCUUAUUUCAUUGACUGAUGCUCCAUUAUAUUUAUUUUUUCUAAAGUAAACCCUCUAUAAUAGUUGAGACUAAUAGAGGAUUUUUAGAUUACUUUUUAGGGUAAAUGGAUAUAGAUUUUUUUAAUCAAAUAUCUGAAGUUCAAAAUGAUUUAAUCUCUCUCAUUUCUAGAGAGAGAUGGGUAUAAUCACUGUAGUAGCAGAGUGUGGCUUGCCUUUUUCUACCUGUCUUCUCUUUGCUUAGAUGUUACUUAAUGAAUUCAAACUAUAGAUAAUGGUUUAAUCUUUCCUUUGCUGCAGUUACUAGGAAAGCCAGAAAAUGUAGCUUCAGUAUGGGCUAAUAAAACCACUCCUGGUGUUUCCCCUGGCACACUGUCUGUGUGUGUGUAUAUAUAGUUUAAAUUGCUUAAUAUAUGAACAGAAAUUACCGGAAUUUGCCCUGGAAAGAGGAAAGUUUUAUGGUUCUAGUAACAGGGGUUGAUUGUAUUAAGGACCAAAAGUACAAGGUAGCAUGUAAACCUCUAAGAUGAGAGUUAGCCAGUGACUUUCAGACUGUGGUUCUCUUAGGUUAUAGUCAUCACAAUCAACAAGCACUAGAGGGCUUCACCUGGGUAGGUGCUAGUAUACCUCAUAGUAUGGGAUGGACUCUUGGUUUGCAAUUGCCAAAGAACGUGAAGGAUAAAGGAGGGUUUUAACCUGUGAUCAAGGUCACGUCAUAAACACAGAUUAUGAGGAUUGCCUCCAAGGUCUAACCAUUUAUACAUGUAUAUCUCUAUCUACAUACAUAUUUAUAUUUACACACAGUAAUCUGGUUUGUUUUACAUUCUUUGAAUGUGGUUUAAAUGGUCCAUAUGUAGGGAACAUAAAGCAAUAAAUAGCCUAGUUUAAGCUUUGAUUUUACCAAAAUAGCCCUUGAAAAGAUGAUAUCAAGGUCUUUAGAUAUUAGUGACUCCCUUGGAUAUUAGUUACUAACUUUGUUUUCUGUGUUUCUAAGAACAGUAUCUCUGAAUCGCAAGUAUAACAUGACUUAAAUGGAUAGGGCCUCUGAGUUCAGGUCUUCCUCGUGGCUCAGACGAUAGAGAAGCUACCUGCAGUGCAGGAAACCCAGGUUCGGUCCCUGGGUUGAGAAGAUCCCCUGGAGAAGGGAAUGGCUACCCACUCCAGUAUUCUUGAGAAUUCCAUGCACAAAGGAGUCCAUGGGAUGUCAAGAGUCAGACAUGACUGAGCAACUAACAUGAACAAAGGCUGAGUUCAAGAUGAAAAGUAUAAAUAUUCUCUAGGUAAAUUACACUGACAGAAUCAUAACUGCUGAAUGUGAGCUAGUAUUUUUGUUGAAGAGUUAAAACCAACACAUUUUGUAUAUACAAUCAUAUCUUUUUUUUUUUUUUUUUUUGGUGGUGUGUUUUGUUAGUGUAAUCACACAGUCAUCAUAAACUGAGCCAAGACUUUGUCAAACCAGAUGUUGUGGACCAAAACAUUUAAACAAGAGCUGAACAUAUGUAAAUGAUUUUAAUAGCUUUUGGGCAAAGGAGACCUAACAAAGUUUUGAUUGAUGUGAUCUUGAGAUUUGUUUAUUCAAAACUCACAAGUUUUGAAUAUUUUUCAUUUAAAAAUAUAUUUUGUUCUUUUUGAAUUAGAAGUUAGAUCCCUUUUAAAGAGAGUCCCCCUCUAUACAAAUACAGCCAUUAAGAGCUGGUUAGUAAAAGGUAAUGUUUAUAUUGAACCCCAGGGUUAGGACAGUCUUUUAUGGCCACUAUACCUGGCAUUUUUCUAAUCACUUAAAUUAGUCUACAGAGCAGUAUAAAAUGCAGUAAAUUUUAUCAUCAACCUUCUCUGUGGAGACCUAGGCUGGUGCUUCUCAAAUUUUAAUGUGCAUAUAUUAAAUCAGCCAGGAAUACAUUAAAAUGCAGAUUCUCAUAUAGUAGGUCAGGGUGGAGCCUGGGAUUUUCAGUUUCUUUCUUUUUUUUUUUGGCCAUGCCACAGGGCACGUGGGAUUUUAGUUCCCUGACCAAGGAUUGAACAUGUGCCUCUUGCCUUGGAAACCCAUAAUCUUAACCUCUGGACCACUGAGGAAGUUCCCAAUUCUCAAUUUCUAACAAGCUCUUAGGUGAUAUCAAUGCUCCUGGUUGAAAGACCACACUUCAAGAGUCUAGACUAUAUUUACCUUCCAUAUUGUCCCUGUUUCUGGUAAAAGAGAUAGAACUUAGCAUUGUAAUAAUACCUUCUGCAGGCCAGGCAUUCACACAUUCCUUAUCUCAUUUAAUCCUCUUAACAAAUCCUCUGAAGUACAGGGUGAUAGAAGUUCGGUGCUGCUAAAGCCCAAAGACACAAGCAGUGCAGUAUAGAGAGGUAUUUCUCAAACUUGAAUAACGCACAUCCCCUUUUAAUACAGAAAAAUUCUCUUAGCUCCUCAGUUUUUUACUUUAUUUAUUACAGUGUUAUCUAUGUAUAUGUAAAGUUACAUAUAAAUGCCUUAUGCUUAUAGCUCUUGCACAAGUAUAAAAUCAAAAGUUUACAGGUCAGACACAAACUGUGAAACUAAUGCAAUUUAAAGUAACGCUGACUAAGCGUGGUGGAUGAGGGCGUUUGCCGGGG
Odocoileus virginianus texanus is the source of this 6985-nucleotide messenger RNA. Lineage: Eukaryota; Metazoa; Chordata; Mammalia; Artiodactyla; Cervidae. The record is from RefSeq and is a predicted model, not a curated record.